Asterias rubens (European starfish) is the source of this 2512-nucleotide messenger RNA. Its product is annotated as E3 ubiquitin-protein ligase Topors-like. Gene Ontology annotation, molecular function: metal ion binding; ubiquitin protein ligase activity. Bases 1 to 2364 code for a protein of 787 amino acids. The record is from RefSeq and is a predicted model, not a curated record. The transcript is spliced from 2 exons. Lineage: Eukaryota; Metazoa; Echinodermata; Asteroidea; Forcipulatida; Asteriidae. Gene Ontology annotation, biological process: protein monoubiquitination; protein polyubiquitination.
AUGGUUCCUGUUGAGUCAACUCGACUCUCUGAUAGUGAUGUGCUAUCACCUGACACUGACAGACCCGGCCCCUUGCACUAUUCUGUGCAUGGUGUUGGACUAUAUGGAUCCAGGAUGGCAAGCCCAGAAGUGACCCCGGAACGGCUGUUGCCAACCCUCAAGAGCGAUGGCUCAUCAUCCCGUAGUGGUACGCCUGAUUCUGACUGCUCAAUCUGCCUUGGAAAGGUCAACAAUAAAGCCUUCACCGACGCCUGCUUUCACACUUUCUGUUUCGUCUGUCUACUCGAGUGGUCAAAAAUCAAAGCAACUUGUCCACUGUGCAAGACAACGUUCAAGUCUAUCAUACACAAUGUGGUGUCGAACGAUGUCUACGAUCAAUAUCAUCUGAAACCGACUGACAAUGGUUCGUUUGGGUCGGAUCGACGUGGGAGGCGGUUCAGGUACUCUACAACAAUGACCGAGGAGCACAGGAGUGAGUUGACUUGGCGUCGUAAUCGUGCUCUACGCAGACGCUACCAAAGUUCAUACCAGAUUCACAUACAAGCUGCUUCUGAGGAGCGUCGUCGUCUCAUCUAUAGAGCCAACCUGUGGGCCAGGCACAUGGGAUCUAAUCCCUAUACUCUGUACCGCGAUAUCUCCACUGAUUUCUUCAGCAGGAAUCCUGCCAUAACCCAUCGCUUGGUGCCGUGGCUGAGACGAGAUCUUGGCGUACUGUUCACUGGAGAGGACCAUGUGACCUUCAUGACUCAGUACAUUUUAUCACUGCUUCCAAAUGUACACCUUCAAACUGAGGAGUUCCAUGAACAGUUGCGACCCUUCCUGUACGGCCAAACAGAGCAUUUUAUCCACGAGCUGGUCAGCUUUGCGCGAUCCCCUUAUGAUAUGAACACGUAUGAUCGGAUCGCUCAGUAUGACUUUACAUCCACCCAACAGACAAACCAAACAACGUCACAAUUGCCACAGUUUGGCCCUCAAGGCAGCUCAGAUAUUGAUGUAAUCAGUGUAUCAUCAGAAGAUGAAGUCAUCGAAGUCCCCACCUUGAGUAGCCUCUUAAGGUCAGACAGCACCUCCUCCAAUACCUCACGAGCAGCAAGUGAACAAGUUGAGGCAUUAGACUUAUCAAGUACUCACAACCCUGAGCCGCCUUCCAUCCUACCGGAUCCAGACCAACCUGGCCCAUCGGGAUUCUUUUCCAAUCCACCAGUUGAUGUGAAAACAGAGCCAACUUCUUUCCCAAGUCUAAUCACCGACGAUGACAGUGAAAUUGAAAUCGUCGAAGUCCUCAAACCGUACGAGGAACGCACCCCAGAGUUUGUGAUCGUUGUGUCCUCUAGCACUGAAGAGGAGCAUACUGAUGUAAGACGGACAAAACAGGGCGGUAAACGACACCAGAAGAAGAAACAUAUCCAGGACCCUGAAGGUAGUCCAGACACUCAAGGGUCAUCUAAACAUCGCAGCCAGUCUGUCGAGAACGGCCACAAUGAAGAAACUCACAGACAUUCAAACAAGAGAAAACAUAAAGACCGCAAACAUCAUAGACACAGGGAUUCCGCUGCGUCCUCAAAGAGUCAUAGCUCUCAGUCAAACCAUGCAGUAAAACACCAGGAAAGGUCGUCACAUCUACAUGAAAGAAAAUCAAGGUCAAAAUCCAAGUCCCUCCAUACUUUUAGAGAAGUGGAUGGAGAUAGAAGUAGAGAGCAGAACAACAGCAGGAAAGAUUCCUCUAGUUCGUCACACUCCAGAGGCAGCUCAAAACACAAAUAUGUUAACAGAAAUUCUCAAGAAGCUUCUGGUGUUGGACGAGGAUCGCAUCACGAGGAGACGUUGUCUGCCGACACUAGGGAGUGCUGGGAAUUACUUUGGAGGAACAGGAGCCAGAAGAAUGCCGUUUCAGAGUAUGGAAACUGUUUCGAGCAUCCUUCAAGAAGGGAAGCUGUUAGAGAAGAACAUACACACAGUCAUCAUCAUGACCCAGCAAUCUCCCGAAAACACAAAACCAGCGGCUCUGAAAAUGGUAGAGAGAGAACAAAGAGCAGACGUGCCGACGAUUCUAAACAUUCACUCCUACCUCUUACCAUGGUCAUAAGUCGGAAAAAGAGAACAUUAGCGGACAGGUAUGAAAGAUCCGAUAGCAGCACCGAUGUACUGUCGGUGUCGUCAAGCCAUAGUAGGCACAAACACAAAAAGCACAAGAAACAUAAACGCCAUAAAAGCAAGGAAGAUAGGAAACAACUUCAUUCAGUGACAGAACAACGAUUGUCCACAGACAGGGUCUAUGUGCAGGAAGAUACAGCAAAUGAUGGAGAUGAAAGUUCGACAUCCACGGAGGAAGACUUUGGAUCCAGGCAGCCCUUUUUUAUUUAAGCCCAUAGACCAAGUUCAAACCGAAGUAGAUUAAAAUCUUAAUGUGUUUUACAGUGAACAAUGUGUCAAUCAAGGGGCCAUUCAGAACAGUCUUAAAGGCAGUGGACACUAUUGGUAAUUGUCAAAGACUAGCCUUCACAGUUGGUGU